Messenger RNA from Oppiella nova, 372 nucleotides. The record is from the annotation of a GenBank genome assembly. NCBI's taxonomy places the organism in Eukaryota, Metazoa, Arthropoda, Arachnida, Sarcoptiformes, Oppiidae.
AUGAACCGAAUAGGAGUGCCAGUAGUGGCCAAACCAGUGCCUCCCGACUGCUGGCGAUGCGAUGAUAGUGCGAACCAACAGAAACUGUUGCUGUUGUGGCUGAACCUGAUGUUCAGACAUCGUGGCAUAUACCGGUCAGGGAUGUGUCAAAUACCCGUUGUAGAGUCUAGCGGUAUCGACAUUAUUUUGAACCUCAACUAUGGUUUUUCGUAUUAUGGUUAUUCACCCGAAGAGAUUACUCUGCUAGAGCACCGCUGGGUAUACCCGAUAUUUUUGACCGGUUGGCGUAAUAAUCGACUGGACAUGGAUGAUAUGUACCGGUGCUCUCAAUAUGAUGAAUCUGAACACAUUGUUAAGGAGCUUGAAAAGUAA